GCAUGGGGAUGAUAUGCCUUUAUUGUGGGAUGUCUUCACUUAAUGUUUUGCUUUUACUUCCAUUUAAUAAAGAAACAGAGUAUAUAUGGAGUAACUGCAAAAAACCCUGCAGUUAAUUAAAUAAUUUAUACAGAUUUCUGUUAAAUGGACAAGAACAUUUGGGUAUUUUGUAGAUAGAUGUUUUUAUUGGUCCUAAAAUUGUGUGUCAUUACUUUGGGGUAAUUUUCAGCAGUUUAUUUACCUAAUGUCAUCAUCUGUCUGAAGCUGUACCUUUUGGUGGUAAAAAAGGAACGUAUUGAUGUAAUUGCCAUUAUCACACUUAAGAUGCUGUUAACUAGUCUGCUUUGAAUGCACAGCGCUGUAAAGAAAGCGCAUUAUCCUUUGGAGCUAUUAGGGAUAAUCUAAAAAUUGUCUUGAAAAUGUUGCACUUCCGUCUAUGAUGGCAGCCCCAAAUUCGGCAAAUCUCUGAAGGUAAAGACUGUAGUGGAAAGGAGAUUUUCAACAUUCAGAUGAUAAAAUGGGACCACUUAGGGAAAAAUUAAUGUGCUGCAGCAGCACUUCAGCUGCCAUUUUCAAUCACUGUGGGUUACUAUGUGUUGGCAACAGCAAAAAAAAUGUAGACGCUUGGAUAGCUCUGGGAGCUGGUAGUUGGGGGAAUCAGGAUAUUGAAUCAUGUGGGGUAGAACAAACCAAUUACUUCAGGUUUUGACUUGAGAAUUUCCAGUAAACAUUUUUUCUGGCUUUUGGCUCCCCUGCUCAUUAAUAGACCAACAUCAAAGCAGGCAGCCAAACUUCCAAAUGUUAUAAAAACUAAUGUAAAGAUACAGAUCUCACAUGUAGUCUUGCAAGUCUUAAUUUAAGUCAAGCAGUUGGAGUUUUUAUUGCUGCAAUUUUCACAAUCAGCAGAGACAUUAACACCAUGCUUCUGGGUGUUUCCUUCCUUAAAAUGAGCAAGCGGAGAGCUUUAAAAAAAACCAAAGUUUGCUUAGUUAGUCCUUAUUUGAUCAGUUCAGAAGCUUUCCCAUGUUUUAUUUAUCUCUUAUUGCUUUUAAUGCUUAAAGUCAGGAAAGGGGGUUACUCAGAGAGGAAUUCUAAUCUCUAGUAAGAAAGCAUCUUAUUAAAAUUUAAAUAAACAAGGUAGUAUAGAGUCUUGGAAGUGUGUAGUUUUUAUGGUUAGUAAUAGGUAUUAAAUGAUAAUUAUUACUGAAAAUUCACAUGUAGAAGUGACAUUCUGAUUAAUAUUAAACUUUUUAAAAUGGUGCAGUCAGAUAAAGAAUAGUACAGUCACGAAUUACAGCUUUUUUUUUAAAGCUGCGUAGGUUUCUCUUGUAUGUUACAAAGGUAAACCUCCAGUUAGGCAAAAUAUUUGUCAAAGUUGUAUUUGCAAUAUAUUUUUAUAUGGUGAAUCAUAAAUUCGUACAGAUGAUAAUGCUGCUCCAAUAUAAAGAGCUGUGUGAUAUUUAGAAAAGGGUAAAAAACUGGUCACAGUUUUUUUGCUGAAGUUUGGCCUAAAAAUUUUAUGUAUUUCCAAGCCUUUGCUCAUCCUCUAUUCAUUGAAGAUGUUGAUGUGCAUGUAUGAAUAUAUAUAUAUUUUAGUACAAUUUUUGGUGAGAAUAGCACUGUGCCUAAUACAAAAAAUAAUUUUACUAAUAAUCACUUGAAGAUAUUUUCAUGUUAAAAAUUGUUGUAUGUCCUCUCUGCAUUUCCGUUGAGGAAUAUAUGUGGAUGACCGCUAAUACAAGAACUUGAAGAAGCGAUUAAUGAUUUUACCAGGUGAACUGCAAAAGAAGACGUUAAAGCACGUCUGGUGUAUGAUGGAAAUCAUGUUCAUGCAUAGAUAUGAAGAUGAAUAAUGCAGACCACUGGUUUCGAUGAUGCUGGGCUUUUAUAACUGGAUUCAUUAAGGAAUACAAAGAAAACUCUUACAGGGAUCAAUAAUGCUGUCUUCUGGUUGCAGAAUGCAAAGUUUUUGGUUUCUGCUCACUAUCGGCUUCCUGCAGUGGACAGAAGGUUUCAGCCGAGCAGCGCUACCGUUUGGGUUGGUGAGGAGGGAGCUGUCCUGCGAAGGCUACUCCAUUGACCUGCGGUGUCCGGGAAGCGAUGUUAUUAUGAUAGAAAGUGCUAACUAUGGACGGACAGACGACAAGAUUUGUGAUGCUGACCCUUUCCAGAUGGAGAACACAGAAUGCUUCCUUCCAGAUGCCUACAAAAUUAUGACACAAAGGUGCAACAACCGAACACAGUGUAUAGUAGUUACUGGGUCAGAUGUGUUUCCUGAUCCUUGUCCUGGGACAUACAAAUAUCUAGAAGUUCAGUAUGAAUGUGUUCCUUACAAAGUGGAGCAAAAAGUUUUUGUUUGCCCGGGGACGUUGAAAGCAAUUGUGGACUCACCGUAUUUAUAUGAAGCAGAACAAAAAGCAGGUGCUUGGUGCAAAGAUCCUCUCCAGGCUGCAGAUAAAAUAUACUUCAUGCCGUGGACUCCGUAUCGCACCGAUACUUUGAUAGAAUAUGCUUCUUUAGAGGACUUUCAAAAUGGACGCCAGCAGACAACAUACAAACUUCCAAAUCGAGUGGAUGGUACUGGAUUUGUAGUGUAUGAUGGUGCUGUCUUUUUUAACAAAGAAAGAACUAGGAACAUAGUAAAAUUUGACUUGAGGACUAGAAUUAAGAGUGGAGAGGCCAUUAUCAAUUACGCUAAUUACCACGACACCUCUCCAUACCGAUGGGGAGGAAAGACUGACAUUGACUUGGCCGUUGAUGAAAAUGGCUUAUGGGUAAUUUAUGCCACGGAGCAAAACAACGGGAUGAUCGUUAUUAGCCAGCUGAAUCCCUACACCCUUCGCUUUGAAGCCACGUGGGAAACCACGUAUGACAAACGGGCAGCAUCGAACGCUUUUAUGAUAUGCGGAGUUCUCUACGUCGUCCGGUCAGUGUAUCAAGACAACGAAAGCGAAACGGGCAGGAACGCCAUCGACUACAUCUACAACACCAGGCUGAGCAGGGGCGAGCAUGUAGACGUUCCCUUCCCCAACCAAUAUCAGUACAUUGCCGCAGUGGAUUACAACCCCCGAGAUAACCAGUUGUAUGUGUGGAAUAACAACUUCAUUCUACGGUAUUCUUUGGAGUUUGGCCCACCUGAUCCUGCCCAAGUGCCUACCACAGCAGUGACAAUAACUUCUUCAGCAGAGCUAUACAAAACCACAGUGUCCACCACUAGCACUACGUCACAGAAAGGUCCCGUAAGCACAACAUUAGCCGGAGGAGUGAAGGAAGGAAGCAGAGGACCCAAGCCACCGCCACCAGUUUCCACAACCAAAAUUCCUCCAGUGACAAGUUUUUUCCCUUUACCAGAGAGAUUCUGUGAACCGACUGAGGCCAGGGGCAUUAGCUGGCCUCAGACACAAAGAGGAAUGGUGGUUGAACGCCCUUGCCCCAAAGGAACACGAGGAACGGCCUCCUAUCUGUGUGUGGUUUUAACUGGAACGUGGAACCCCAGGGGCCCCGAUCUCAGCAACUGCACCUCGCACUGGGUAAACCAGCUGGCGCAGAAGAUCAGAAGUGGAGAAAAUGCUGCUAGUCUGGCCAAUGAACUGGCUAAACACACCAAAGGACCAGUGUUUGCCGGGGAUGUCAGCUCCUCGGUGAGGCUGAUGGAGCAGCUCGUGGACAUUCUUGAUGCUCAGCUGCAGGAACUGAGGCCCAGUGAAAAAGACUCUGCGGGAAGGAGUUAUAACAAGCUCCAAAAACGAGAGAAGACAUGCAGGGCUUACCUUAAGGCAAUUGUUGAUACAGUGGACAACCUGCUCAGGCCUGAAGCUCUCGAGUCCUGGAAAGAUAUGAAUUCUUCCGAACAAGCCCAUGCAGCAACCAUGUUACUUGAUACUUUAGAAGAAGGGGCUUUUGUCUUGGCUGAUAAUCUCUUAGAACCAACUAGAGUCUCAAUGCCCACAGAAAAUAUUGUUUUGGAUGUUGCAGUGCUCAUUACUGAGGGCCAGGUGCAGGACUUGAAGUUUCCUCAGGGCAGUAAAGGCGGCAAUUCGAUUCAGCUCUCUGCAAGCACUGUGAAGCAGAACAGCAGGAACGGAUUAGCAAAGCUGGUUUUCAUCAUUUACAAAAGCUUGGGACGUUUUCUCAGUACGGAAAAUGCAACCAUAAAGCUGGGCAGCGACUUUGCUGGACGGAAUAGUACCAUUGCGGUGAACUCCCACGUCAUUGCAGCCUCCAUCAACAAGGAGUCCAGCCGGGUGUACCUGACCGAUCCUGUGCAUUUCACUCUGGAACACAUCGAUCCUGACAAUUAUUUCAAUGCAAAUUGUUCCUUCUGGAACUACUCAGAGAGGACUAUGAUGGGAUAUUGGUCAACUCAAGGCUGCAAACUGGUUGACACAAAUAAAACCCAUACAACCUGUGCUUGCAGUCACCUAACCAACUUUGCAAUUCUUAUGGCUCACCGGGAGAUUGUGUACAAAGAUGGAGUGCACGAAUUGCUCCUCACUGUCAUCACCUGGGUGGGAAUUGUCAUCUCUCUUGUUUGCCUGGCCAUCUGCAUCUUCACAUUCUGUUUUUUCCGUGGCCUACAAAGUGAUCGUAAUACUAUUCACAAGAACCUUUGUAUCAACCUAUUCAUUGCUGAGUUCAUUUUCCUAAUAGGCAUCGAUAAGACAGAGUACAAGAUUGCAUGUCCAAUAUUUGCAGGCCUCUUACACUUUUUCUUCCUGGCAGCCUUUGCCUGGAUGUGUCUAGAAGGAGUGCAGCUUUAUCUUAUGUUAGUAGAAGUAUUUGAAAGUGAAUAUUCUAGGAAGAAGUAUUAUUAUGUUGCUGGCUACCUCUUCCCUGCUACAGUAGUUGGUGUCUCAGCAGCUAUUGACUAUAAGAGCUAUGGAACAGAGAAAGCUUGCUGGCUCCAUGUAGAUAACUAUUUUAUCUGGAGUUUCAUUGGGCCUGUUACCUUUAUUAUUCUGUUGAAUCUUAUCUUCUUGGUGAUCACAUUGUGCAAAAUGGUGAAGCACUCAAAUACUUUGAAACCAGACUCUAGCAGGUUGGAAAACAUUAAUAAUUACCGUGUUUGUGAUGGCUACUAUAAUACGGACUUACCUGGCUAUGAAGAUAAUAAGCCAUUUAUCAAAUCCUGGGUCCUGGGUGCAUUUGCUCUCCUGUGUCUCCUUGGCCUAACAUGGUCAUUUGGCCUGCUGUUUAUCAAUGAGGGGACUGUUGUGAUGACAUAUCUCUUCACAGUAUUUAAUGCUUUCCAAGGAAUGUUUAUUUUCAUCUUUCAUUGUGCCCUACAAAAGAAAGUACGUAAGGAAUAUGGCAAAUGCUUCCGACAUUCCUACUGCUGUGGUGGGCUACCAACGGAGAGUCCCCACAGUUCAGUGAAGGCAUCGACAACAAGAACUAGUGCACGCUAUUCCUCUGGCACUCAGAGUCGUAUAAGGAGGAUGUGGAAUGACACUGUGAGAAAACAAUCUGAAUCUUCUUUUAUCUCAGGUGACAUCAACAGUACUUCAACACUUAAUCAAGGAAUGACUGGCAAUUACCUACUAACAAACCCUCUUCUUCGACCACAUGGCACUAACAACCCCUAUAACACAUUGCUCGCUGAAACAGUUGUAUGUAAUGCCCCUUCAGCUCCUGUGUUUAACUCACCAGCAACCUACAGAGAGACAAGUAUGGGAGUAAAACUUAACUUUGCCUAUCAAAUGACAUUCACUGAACAAUGCCAGGGAUACAAGUGCCAUGGAUACUCUACCGCUAAAUGGUAAUUUCAACAACAGCUACUCAUUGCGCAACGGAGACUAUAACGACAGUGUGCAAGUUGUAGACUGUGGACUAAGCCUGAAUGAUACUGCUUUUGAGAAAAUGAUCAUUUCAGAAUUAGUGCACAACAACCUGCGGGGCAGCAGCAAGAACCACAACCUGGAGCGCACGCUGCCAACCAAAGCUGUGAUCGGCGGGAGCAGUAGCGAAGAUGAUGCCAUCGUGGCAGAUGCGUCAUCUUUGAUGCACAGCGACACCCCCGGACUGGAGCUCCACCACAAGGAGCUGGAGGCCCCCCUUAUUCCUCAGCGGACUCACUCCCUUCUGUACCAGCCCCAGAAGAAAGUGAAGACCGAAGGAACCGACAGCUACGUCUCCCAGCUGACGGCUGAGGCUGACGACCACCUCCAGUCCCCCAACAGAGACUCUCUUUACACGAGCAUGCCCAACCUCAGAGACUCUCCUUUCCCAGCGAGCAGCCCUGACGUUGAAGAAGAUCUCUCUCCCUCCAGGAGGAGCGAAAAUGAGGACAUUUACUACAAGAGCAUGCCAAAUCUCGGAGCUGGCCAUCAGCUUCAGAUGUACUAUCAAAUCAGCAGGGGUAAUAGCGAUGGCUAUAUAAUUCCCAUUAACAAGGAAGGAUGUAUUCCAGAAGGGGAUGUUAGAGAAGGACAAAUGCAACUAGUGACAAGCCUUUAAUAGUGUAGCAAAGAAAUAUUAAAGGCCACAUACAAGUAUUAAAAAGACUUAAUUGGCCCCAUGCAGGCUCCCUCAUAUCUGCUUGAAGAGACAAUUCUGUUGACCCUGUGGUUCUCCAGUGUAACAGGGGUGAAUGGACCUUGCAGUUCUGUGAAUUUUUAUAAAACAAAAACUUUGUAUAUACACAGAGUAUACUAAAAUGAAUUAUUUGUUACAAAGAAAAGAAAUACCAACAAGGUAUUUUAAGAUAUCUUCUGCUGCUGAAUUUAACAAAAUUGUGAAAAAAGAGAAAAAUAAACACGUUCCAGCUAUUUUACUGCAGCAGUUUGUGAACUAAAUUUGUAAAUAUGGCUGCACCAUUUUUUUUCUAGGCCUACAUUGUAUUAUAUACAAGGCGUAGGCUCUAAAAUCCUGUGGGACAAAUUUACUGUACCUUACUAUUCCUGACAAGACUUGCAAAAGCAGGAGAGAUAUUCUGCAUCAGUUUGCAGUUCACUGCAAAUCUUUUCCAUUAAGGCAAAGAUUGAAUACAUGUCUAACCACUAGCAAUCAAGCCACAGGCCUUAUUUCAUAUAUUUCCUCAACUGUACAAUGAACCGUUCUCAUGAAAAAAUGGCUAAAGAAAUUAUAUUUUGUUCUAUUGCUAGGGUAAAAUAAAUACAUUUGUGUCCAACUGAAAUAUAAUUGUCAUGAACAAUAAUUUUAAAGAGUUUGAAGAAAAUAUUGUGGAAAGCUCUUGGUUGCACAUAUGUUAUAAGCUGUUUUUCUUACACUCUGUUCAUAGUACGGUAGUAUGUUAAAAAUGCAAGUUCUACCCGUUUUCACUUAUUUUUCACUGUAAACAGUGUUCUGCUUUGACAAGUUAGUUUUUAUUCUUACGUUUUCAAUUUUUAUUGCCAAAAAACAUAAUUUGGGGAGACAUUUGUUUUAGAAGCCAAUUAUGCCAAGCCUUGCACAAAUUUGGUAUAGCUAACAAAGAUUGUAACUCAAUUCCCUCUUCAUUCUUUAAUCGGGGUUGGGUGGAAAGGGGUAAAGGGGACACUGGACACUUCUCACAAGCUUUCUCGUGAAUAAAAGGUGCCUGUCCUUUAAAAAAAUAAAUAAAACAUAACUAUUACUCUUCCAUAUUCCUUCUGCCUAUAUUUAGUAAUUAAUUUAUUUUAUGAUAAAAAUUAAUGAAAUGUAAAUUGUUUCAACAAAACUCUGCUUUUUUCAUCCCUUUGUGUAAACCUGUUAAUAAUGAGCCCAUCACUAAUAUCCAGUGUAAAGUUUAACACCUGUUUGACAGUAAAUAAAUGUGAAUUUUUUU
Molecule: messenger RNA, 7765 nt
Organism: Struthio camelus australis
Lineage: Eukaryota; Metazoa; Chordata; Aves; Struthioniformes; Struthionidae
Source: RefSeq, a predicted model, not a curated record